This is a messenger RNA of Symbiodinium pilosum, 578 nucleotides long. The record is from the annotation of a GenBank genome assembly. NCBI's taxonomy places the organism in Eukaryota, Dinophyceae, Suessiales, Symbiodiniaceae.
AUGGCCGAACCUUGCUGCAAGUGCCGCUACUGCGCUGAGUUUUUUGAGGAGGUCCAAGGGCGCAAGCACGGUCACCACUUCACCUGCAAGGUCUGUGAGGCGGCCAACAGAGCCCUGCGACGCAACCUGGGCGAACUGCCUGAAGAGUUGAAGACUUUCGGCAGCCAAGAACGUGAAGACUUCUACAAAGAACUGGCGGAGAAAAAGAGGAAGCAGAAGGGCAACCUUGCGUUUCAGAGCGUGAAGGCCAACCUUUGCACUGCCCUCACGCAGCGACGCAUCCAGGAAAACUCCAAGACCGUCAAGGGCCGUUUCCUGCCUAAGAGCGUCUGGGAGAAAAAAGGCUGGACAACGGAGCAAAUUGAAGCCUCGCCUAAGGAGUGGGACGAGAACUACGGCUGGGUUUACAGGGUCGACGUUAAAGAACUUACCUGGACAGACACGUUCCAGAAAGUUCAAGAGACGCUGCUUGCUCUUGAAGAGAAGGUCCUGGCCAAGAAAAAAGGCAAGAAGAGCGUAGACCUCUUUGGCUUGCCAAGUCUGGCUGUGGACCCAGAGCCUGAGAACUCUGAAGACGA